This is a messenger RNA of Penicillium paradoxum, 1935 nucleotides long. RefSeq lists its product as uncharacterized. The transcript is spliced from 3 exons. NCBI's taxonomy places the organism in Eukaryota, Fungi, Ascomycota, Eurotiomycetes, Eurotiales, Aspergillaceae. Gene Ontology annotation, biological process: potassium ion transmembrane transport. The coding region runs from base 1 to 1935 and encodes 644 amino acids. Gene Ontology annotation, cellular component: plasma membrane. The record is from RefSeq and is a predicted model, not a curated record. Gene Ontology annotation, molecular function: potassium ion transmembrane transporter activity.
AUGUUGUGCUCUGGAGACCGUGAGAAAGGGGAUGUGGCAAUGGAAGAGAAAUGGGACUAUGUGAACUUGAAUGACUUCAAAUCCGAGUCUUGCUGGACCCCGUUCUCAUACUUCUUUAUAUGGGUGUUUCUGUUUGUCUCGCUUGCUGUCUAUGGCGUCGAUACAUUCACUGCCGUCAAUCUGAUUGCUUUUUCUCGAUGGUCUGGCAGAGUUGAACCAGCCAUUCCCUUUUAUAUCUCUCGAUGGAUUUUCGCCGCCUGCAUCAUCGCUUCUUUCGUUCUGUUGGCUUACCGUUGGAUACAUGCCAUCCGCGCCAUACGUUCGGGGAGCAUCACUCGAAGUUUUCUGGAUCCCUUGGCUGUGCGCAUUCAGAGUAUCCGCUUCGGCAAGCGGGGUCGUGGGUACAGGAGAUUCCUUGUCUUCGCUGAAUUGACAAAGGACAGAAAGGCCGCGGAAUACGUUGCUCUAUACGCAUACUUCUCCUUCCAGUUCUGGAUGAACACGAUCUUUGCAGAUGGUCCCCGUCAAGUUAUCAAUGGCAUCACUUUAUAUUCAGUCAUGCAGAUGGACCUUCUUCCUGGAGGGAAGAAUGCCGCUGAUGACGAUGGUAGUUCCUCCAUCGGUCAAUUCUUCAACAAUAUCAAGAUCCUGGCUGAAGAUAACAAUCUCCAAGCCGUGGUCCUUUUUGGUAUGCUUUUCACCCUCGUCAUUUGGGUUCUAUCAGUUCUCAAAUUGAUCUCGGCGAUCGUCCUCUAUUUGAUCUUCUUGUUCCACCAUAUUCCAGCGGAGGACGGUACUCUUUCCAGAUACUGCCGUCGCAAGGUCGGUCAACGUCUGAAAGGCAUUGUUCAUCGCAAAAACAACAAAGCUUUGGCAAAGGGACUCAGGCUACAGAACCGAGCACCCACCCAGCCAACCCUAGCCGCUUUCGAUACAAACCCAACUCUGCCCUCUUUUGCUGAUGACAAAGGUCCCGCGGUGGCUUCGUUGUCGAGAAGUACGACCCAAACCACUUUGCCAUCUUACUCGCGAUCGGCUUCAUCGACAGCGGUGGGACACAUCCCAACACUACCAAAUUUGGAGUUUGAUACCAAACCACCACUCGCCCGAACAGCAACUUCAUCUUCAGCAAUAUCCGAGUCUGCUUCAUUGACGGGCAAUGCAGCCGGGAUGGGAUACAGCCCCCUCGAUCGACACAACCCGACGCUUCCUCCAGUCCCACCGUUGCCGGCUAACAUUCCAUCGAGGAUGGCCACUCCUCAGUCUCACGCAACCCCCGGGCCGUAUGCCAAUGAUGGUCGUCAUAGCCCCGGGCGUGGAUAUCGCAACCUGACCGACCAUACAUCUGAUUCUCGUCCUUAUCGGAAUCAUCCAAAUCAUACCCCAGCGCCAGAUUAUGGUUCAACUGACAUGGAUGGUUCCGAUGAUCACGAAUACUUCAACCACGAUCGUGCGCCCGCUCACUACGACCCCUACGGUCCCUCAAGGACUGCGUACGGCGGAGAGGACGAAUACGGAGGAACAUAUGGCACCCCUGGUGGCCAGAGAAGGACAUCUCAACCACAGCAAGAUUACUAUCCCCAGGAUCCAUAUUCAACACGAUCCUACACGCCAGCUAGCACUGGUGGGACACCCGCUCCCUCUGCACGGUCCUACACCCCGGCAAGCUACCGACCCACACCUCCCCCACAAGCGGCUGCAUUGGCACAACCUCCCCCGAGGACGUUCACCCCAAUGAGCUCAGCGACCCCGCCUCCCCAAAAUGGUGCUUAUGCGGCUUUCAACCCGCAGAUUUCUUCUCAAGCACCCGACCCUUACUCCCAGAGGGCCCCUGCCGUGUCAGGCUACACACGAGCAAACACCGCAUCGCCCUCGGCCAUGCACCGCGCUCCACCAGGACACUCAUUCAACCGCGCCAAUACCCACCAAUAUUAA